Messenger RNA from Sporothrix brasiliensis 5110, 216 nucleotides. RefSeq lists its product as uncharacterized. The transcript has 2 exons. Bases 1 to 216 code for a protein of 71 amino acids. The record is from RefSeq and is a predicted model, not a curated record. Lineage: Eukaryota; Fungi; Ascomycota; Sordariomycetes; Ophiostomatales; Ophiostomataceae.
AUGGCUCCCGAAGGUGGUGAAUCGCCGCCUCCCUCGCGCCAGACGGGAAAGCAGCUGCAUGAGACCCCUGGCUCUGGCACCUCGAAGCCCAAGGGCGAGGCCAAGGAGGACUGGAAGGAGCAGCCUGGCAACAAGGGAACGGAGGGCCUGACGUCGAACCCUAGAGGUGUGCUCGAAGAUGAGGUAGAGAAGAAGUUCGCCAAAACUGCGAAAUAA